Amphimedon queenslandica is the source of this 1604-nucleotide messenger RNA. Its product is annotated as protein ABHD16A-like. The record is from RefSeq and is a predicted model, not a curated record. The transcript is spliced from 17 exons. Lineage: Eukaryota; Metazoa; Porifera; Demospongiae; Haplosclerida; Niphatidae. Gene Ontology annotation, cellular component: endomembrane system. Bases 30 to 1484 code for a protein of 484 amino acids. Gene Ontology annotation, molecular function: monoacylglycerol lipase activity; glycerophospholipase activity. Gene Ontology annotation, biological process: monoacylglycerol catabolic process; phosphatidylserine catabolic process.
GUGGAGGUGUGGCUUGCACACUUUGCAAAAUGGCGUCUAGUGGUUCCAGAGGUAGGCCUGCUGGCAUCAAUUCUAUGGCUAUAGUAAGACUAUUCCGAUGUAUCACUGGACCUAAACUAAGGAGACUCUAUUAUCAAGGAUACAGGGACCAGGGUGUUCCAUACGAGCCGAAUAAAGCAGAAAGAUAUGCAGACAAUGUCAUACUGGCCGCUUAUCUCCUGUGUUCCUUUGCUUAUCACAUUUCACCAUUUUAUUUUGCCUACCAGCUAAUUAGACAUGGGAUGCCAUCAAUAACUGGAAUUUUAGGAACAUUUAAGAUGUUUGCGUUCGUUCCAAUAUCAUUUUCGCUUGCCUACAUUGUCAGAGGGUUCGGUCGAUUUAAGAAUGAGACUUAUAACAAUUUUCUCAUCUCACUCACGUCUGUCAGACAAUUCAGAGGAACCGUUGGACCAGCUGAAUCUCUCUCUCUCUCUCUCUCUCUCUUUCCAGAGACUCCUCUUUCUGAAGGACGUGCUAAGCUGCGUAAGAAGUACAACGCUAAUCGUGCCAAGCUCUUGUCUGUGGACGGUAACUGUAUUGAUAGUGUGUUUAUUGACAGGAGGGGAUCACCUGAUGCUAACGCUAAGGGAAACAAACUGGUUAUCUGUUGUGAAGGUAAUGCUGCUUAUUACGAGGUGGGGCUCCCUGAAAUACCACUGAUGGCUGGGUUUUCUGUGCUGGGUUGGAAUCAUCCUGGUUUCGCCGAAAGCACGGGCCUUCCGUUCCCCGAUCAAGAGUUUCACGCAAUUGACGUCGUCAUUCGCUACGCUGUCACUAGACUUGGUUUCGAAUUUAGCAAUAUCAUCAUCCUUGCAUGGUCUAUAGGAGGUUACACAGCAUCUUGUGCUGCAAUGAGUUACCCCGAUAUAGGGGGUGUGAUUUUAGAUGCAACUUUUGAUGAGUUGUUUCCGCUAGCUAAACAACGCAUUAGUCCAAUUUUUGAGAGUUUUACCCGUGGUAUGGUGGAUGAAUACUACAAUCUAAACAUAGCCCAACAGAUCAAGCACUAUAGUGGUCCGCUCCUUGUCGUUAGGAGGGAACUAGACGAAAUGAUGUCAAUAAACAGUGAUGUAGCUACUAACAGGGCAAACUACUUGCUAGUCCAGAUUCUACAGUCAAGGUAUCCUAAUUUAGUUUCUGCUGAGGCUUUAAGAGAGCUUUGGAAUUGGUUGAAAUGUGUCAGCGAAAGUUAUAGAAAUCAGUUAAUAGCCGAUGCUGGUGUUAAUUCCAGCCAGUGUAAAGCUAAAAUUGUAAAUUAUAUGUCUGUACAUGGUAGUGACUACCCUUGGCUUAUUGGAGAUGGAAUGACUGAAAGAGAAAAAAUACAACUGAUCCUUUUCCUGGCCACACAGUAUAUGUUGAAUCAUCGCUCCACUCACUGUCAGCCUUUACCUGUCGAUUAUCUGUUUUAUAUUCCGGAUAAGAAAGGAAAUCUCCGAGAAUAGUGGCCCCGUCUCGAACUUCUUACUGUCUAAUUAUUAUUGUUUAGUUAUUAUUGUUCUUAAUUUAUUGUUAUUAUUUUAUUAUUGAUGAUAAUUAAGAUCUACGACUCCAAUUUGUCUUCA